AUGACCUCUCUCCCGCUAACAUAUGUGGAGGCGGCACGACAUGAUGUGAUGGAUGAUCAAAACCUGCUCCCUCCUCAAGCCGCUGCCAGCUCCGUUGGAGAGUCAGAGCCGUCGACGACGCCGCAGCCCAACGGUGCAGAGGUUCCUACAGCCUCCGCCCACCGCAGCGUCGUGGGCACCCAGCCACCGUCACUGUCGGGAUCAGACACAGGGGUUCCUAGCGACCGAGACUGUGUCGAGCCCCGCCCUCCAGUGGAUGUCGAAUCUCGGACCCGACAGCAAAAAUCACCCAAGCGACACAAGAAGAGGCGAUUGUCCGCUGACGAACAGGACAGGAAUGUGAAGCCGGCGGAAGACAUCGACUUCGUUGACUCGCCCACAAUUGCAACGGACUCCAGUGGCAUCAUUCACCAGAAGGUGCCUGAAGACAGGGAACACUCUCCUAAAUCUGGUGGCCCAGAAAACGAUGCGCACUGCGUCGACUCCCAAAAUGUGGGCUCCUGUGAAAGCGUCCAGCCCCCAAUGACAUCACAAUCGUCUCUUGGUGAUUGGGCAGACGAUAUGGAGGCAGAUGAUGCACAGCAAACAUCGAUAUCUCCACCAGAGCCCAUGGCUGACAUUGAGCCCGGAGGGCUCUGCCAGUCAGGGACUCCUACGGCACAGUAA
Messenger RNA from Schistocerca nitens (vagrant locust), 666 nucleotides. RefSeq lists its product as uncharacterized. Lineage: Eukaryota; Metazoa; Arthropoda; Insecta; Orthoptera; Acrididae. The record is from RefSeq and is a predicted model, not a curated record. The transcript has a single exon. Bases 1 to 666 code for a protein of 221 amino acids.